This is a messenger RNA of Solanum lycopersicum (tomato), 855 nucleotides long. NCBI's taxonomy places the organism in Eukaryota, Viridiplantae, Streptophyta, Magnoliopsida, Solanales, Solanaceae. The record is from RefSeq and is a predicted model, not a curated record.
AUGAGUGAAAUUGAGACGAUAAAUUUGGGGGAUCAAGAAAUUAUUAAGGAGACUAAGAUAAGUGUACAUGUUCGACAUCAAAAGGAUGAUAUAAUCCAGGCCCUGUUUGAUUACAAAGAUAUUUUUGCGUCAUCUUAUGAUGACAUGCCUGGAUUAAGCACUGACAUGGUUGUUCACAAGUUGCCAAUUGAUCCUAAUUUUUCUCCGAUAAAGCAGAAGUUGAGAAAACUCAAAAUCGACAUGAGUGUAAUAAUUAAAGAGGAGAUCACAAAACAACUUGAUGCCAAAGUCAUUCAAGUCUCUCAAUAUCCUUCUUGGUUAGCCAAUAUCGUACCCGUCCCUAAGAAAGACGGCAAAGUUCAAAUGUGUGUUGAUUAUUGUGAUUUGAAUAAGGCUACCAUCAGAUUUUUAUGGAUGAUGAAGAUGCAGAAAAAACAUCUUUUAUCACUCCAUGAGUCAAAUCAUGUGAAAGACUUAAGGAGAUUCUUCGAAAGGCUCCGCAGGUAUAAUCUCAAGCUCAAUCCUGCAAAAUGUGUAUUUGGAGUAUCAUCGGGGAAGCUUUUGUGGUUUAUAGUCAGUCGAAGAGGUAUCGAGUUGGAUCCUUCAAAAAUAAAAGCAAUUCAAGAAUUGCCACCUCCAAAGAACAAAACUGAGGUUAUGAGCCUUCUAGGAAGGUUAAACUACAUCAGCAGAUUCAUUGCUCAACUCAAAACAACUUGUGAGCCUAUCUUUAAGUUGUUGAAAAAGAAUUCCACAGUCGAGUGGACCGAAGAAUGUCGAGAAGCUUUUGAAAUAAUUAAGAAUUACCUGUCUAAUCCCCUGUGUUGGUUCUUCCCUAGCCGGGAAGACCUUUGA